Molecule: messenger RNA, 594 nt
Organism: Stomoxys calcitrans (stable fly)
Lineage: Eukaryota; Metazoa; Arthropoda; Insecta; Diptera; Muscidae
Product: guanyl-specific ribonuclease pgl-1-like
Exons: 1
Coding region: 1-594 (197 amino acids)
Source: RefSeq, a predicted model, not a curated record
AUGGCAAAAUUAAAGUUAUUAUGGGUACUUGCCAUCUUGGCCUUAUUAUUUGUGGCAGUACAAGCUCAAGGAGAUGGAGAUGGUUGUGACAAUGAUGAUGCUACUACUGUAGCUGGAGAUGAUGAUGUAACUACACCUGUUGGAGGUGAUGAUGAUACUACACCUGCUUUUGGUGAUGGCGACGAUAAUGAUGACGGCGAAGUUGCUACACCUGACGGUGGCGAUGAUCAAGUAACUGAUUCCAGUACAGAUGAUACUACCCUUGCUCCAGAACCAGGAGAUACCACAUGUAAGCCUACAAAACCAACUUCUCCAUCAUGCCCCCAUCCACCACGGCCACCAGGAGGAUGUGGUAGACCACAUUCACCUCAUCAUCAUGGACACGGAGGAGGAUGGGGUGGUUGGGAUGACGGAGGUAGAGGUGACCACGGUGGAAGAGGUGGACGCGGCGGGAGAUGUGGACGCGGCGGUAGAGGUGGACGUGGCGAUAGAGGUGGCCACGGCGGAAGAGGUGGUCGCGGAGGUAGACGUAGACGCGGUGGUUGGGGUGGAUAUGGCAGAGGACGCGGAAAAAGAGGUGGACGUCGCGGUUAA